AUGGACACGUCCUACCCGCGCGACGACCCCGCACCCGCGGCAUCCCGCAAGCGGGACCCUCCUCCCACCGUCAUCGGCGUGGGCGCCUCCGCGGCGCCCCGCGACCACCUCGUCUGGUCCCUCUUCAACACCAUCUACAUGAACUUCUGCUGCCUCGGACUCGUGGCGCUCGCCUUCUCUGUCAAGGCGCGGGACCGCAGGGCGGCCGGGGACGUGGAAGGCGCGCGGCGCUGCAGCUCCAGGGCCCGCUGCUGCAACGCGCUGGCCACGGCGGGGAGCCUGGUCCUGCCGCUGCUGCUCGUGGCCCUCGUCGUCACGGGCGCCCUGCACCUCUCCAAGCUCGCCCAGGACUCCAUCGACUUCUUCAGCUACCAGCUCAGCAUCGACGACGACGACGACGACAACAAGUGA
This is a messenger RNA of Nothoprocta perdicaria, 411 nucleotides long. RefSeq names its product interferon-induced transmembrane protein 5-like. Gene Ontology annotation, cellular component: plasma membrane. Gene Ontology annotation, biological process: bone morphogenesis; bone mineralization. The transcript is spliced from 2 exons. Bases 1 to 411 code for a protein of 136 amino acids. NCBI's taxonomy places the organism in Eukaryota, Metazoa, Chordata, Aves, Tinamiformes, Tinamidae. The record is from RefSeq and is a predicted model, not a curated record.